Microsporum canis CBS 113480 is the source of this 924-nucleotide messenger RNA. Its product is annotated as fibronectin. The coding region runs from base 1 to 924 and encodes 307 amino acids. Gene Ontology annotation, molecular function: phosphatidylcholine lysophospholipase A1 activity. The record is from RefSeq and is a predicted model, not a curated record. The transcript has a single exon. Lineage: Eukaryota; Fungi; Ascomycota; Eurotiomycetes; Onygenales; Arthrodermataceae.
AUGGAGCGAGCCACAGCUAAUAUUCUCCUUCUCUUCGUUUUCCUGUACGCUCUAGUCUCUUCUUCGAGUGCUGCACCACCGCCGUGGCCAGGUACUUCCCAAUACCAAGAUAGGACAAAUGGAAUUGCCGCAUCUAUCGAUCAUGGCCUUGUCGCACGGCAGCCAGGGCUCCGCGUGAUGUUUGUGGGCGAUUCGAUGACGCAGGGCAAGCACGGCGACUGCACCUGGCGCUAUCGAAUGUGGCAGUGGUUUCAAAAUCAGGGUGUAGCCGUCACCUUUGUAGGACCGUAUACAGGCACAGUUGAGCCUGACCAGCCAGCACCGCCAUACGGAUCCAGCGCGACUCCAGUAGCACCCAUCAAGACCAGUGGUGGAUACGCCCUCGACGUCUCCCCUGACUUUGACCGUCAUCAUUUCGCCGUCUGGGGUCGUGCGGCAGCUAUUAGUAAAGAUCUCAUCCACGACGUUCUAUCCGCCCACCCAGCGGAUAUGAUGCUGCUGAUGCUCGGUUUUAAUGAUCUUGGAUGGCUUUUUAGCCAGCCAAUCGACGCUUUGGGCUCCCUUUACGCAUUAAUUAACAAUGCACGUAAGGCGAAUCCCAACCUCAAGUUUGCUAUUGCAAAUGUUCCGCAGCGUAGUUUCAUCGGCCGCGAAGACCUACCGGUCACUACACAGCAAUAUAAUUCGCUUCUGCGUGAUGCACUGCCACAAUGGAGCACUGAGCAGUCGCCCAUCCACCUGGUUGAACUGCAGGAAAACUACAGCUGUGGGAUGGCUGCUUGUGAAGCUGGGUACGAUGGUCUUCACCCGAAUGCCCAGGGUGAAUAUCAGAUCGCACACGCCUUUACCCUCACUUUGGUCAAUGAUUUCAAGAUAGGAUCUUCACCACUAAUGGUUCCUUUGAACUCUAGAGGCGGAUUUUAG